AUGGCGGCAGUGGUAGUAGCGGCGGUGGGCAAGGACGAACAGACAGUGGACCUGGUAGCUGCAGCAGAAGCAGAAGUAGAAGCGGAAGCAGAACCAGGAGUUGAACUGAAAGCAGAAGCGGACGCAGAAUUAGUGGUAGAACCGGAAGCAGAACCAGGAGCAGAUCCGGAAGCAGAAUCAGAAGUAGAACAAGUAGUAGGACCGGAAGCAGAACCAGAAGCAGAAUCGGAGGAUGUGGAAGAUGAUGAAGACAAAGACUCGUUCCUCGGGGUUCCGCAUCUGUUGAGGCCCGAGUUCCCUUAUAAAAACAAGUGUACUAAUUUCGUUACUUUACCAAAAAAAGCCAAAAACAAACAACUAAUUGAAUUAAUGAGUAUUGUUGCGGGGAUAAGAUUGUUCAACAAAGAUUGUCAACGCGGUGGACAUGGAAUAGACAAUCUACCGAAUAUUCUUCAAGAAUCACUUGAAAAAUCUUGUAAUUCGACUCUAAAACUUCUUGAAGAUUUAAUGAGUAAGAUAUAUCGUCUAACAGCAGCUGUUGAAAAUAUAGCCAACAAUUAUUUCGAUAAAAAAACUAAAUCCGGUUGCUCUGAUGACGAAAAGUUUUCAGAAAUCAAGUUGAUUAUUGGCACACUAGUUACUUGUCGUCAACAAGAAAUUUAUGUCAGAAAAGUUUUAUCGGACCUUGAAAAAAUAAAAGCGGAAUUUAAAAUUUUGAUGGAUACAUUAGAAAUGCGCUUACAUAAACUACAUGAUUCUGUGAAAUUUCGUACUGCAAUAUCUAUUGUACAAGUUUAUAUACGCCUAGAAAAAUUUACAAAUAAUUCCGAAAUUCUUUCUGAUGCCGAAAGACUCGAACGUUCAAUGGGAAAAUUAAUAAAUGAAUGUGGAGACUGUUUAAUUUUAUAUCCAAACACUAGUGAAAAUUUUCAAGAAAUUCAAUUAGAAUUUCAAGGAUUCUGCGCAUGGACUUUCGUCGCCGGAUACGGGGCAUUAAUACCCGGGAAUCCAAAUAUCGGUAUCGUUAAAUGGCGGGCUAGAUAUUUUGCGUUUUCUUCAGAUUAUGCUGCCAGCCAAUUCGGCAAAGAUCCUAACAGAUAUAUGUACGAAGCAUUGGAUUUUGUGAGGAAAAAUCCAGAGUAUAUUCGCUUAUUCAAUCUCCAUGAAGAUAUCGAAUUAGCGAAAUAUAGUCAUGUGGGUACUCGUUUUACGGGAAAUUACAUCGGGUAG
Messenger RNA from Microplitis mediator, 1230 nucleotides. RefSeq names its product cilia- and flagella-associated protein 206-like. Gene Ontology annotation, biological process: regulation of cilium beat frequency. The coding region runs from base 1 to 1230 and encodes 409 amino acids. The record is from RefSeq and is a predicted model, not a curated record. Gene Ontology annotation, cellular component: axoneme; ciliary basal body. The transcript has 8 exons. NCBI's taxonomy places the organism in Eukaryota, Metazoa, Arthropoda, Insecta, Hymenoptera, Braconidae.